AGGUGGAAAAAGACAUUUAACCGUAUUUUCCGCGAACGUUGCUAAGCUUUUUGUUAUCGAACGACGAAGCGGAAAUAAUAAUAUAAACGAAAAUAUGGUAGUUUCGGUGAAAGUUUUUAAAAAGGCUACGCCAAACGGUAAAGUCACAUUUUAUUUGGGGAGACGAGAUUUUAUUGAUCAUUUGGAUUACUGCGAUCCUGUGGAUGGUGUUGUGGUCGUAGAUCCUGAUUACUUGAAAAAUCGUCGUGUUUUCGGGCAAUUGGUUACGACAUAUCGUUAUGGGCGCGAAGAAGAUGAAGUAAUGGGUGUUAAAUUUUCCAAGGAAUUAAUAUUAUGUCGGGAACAAAUUGUACCUAUCAUCAAUCCUAAUAUGGAAAUGACACCCAUGCAAGAAAAAUUAGUACGAAAGUUGGGUCAAAAUGCUCAUCCUUUCACUUUUCAUUUUCCUCCGAAUUCACCAAGCUCCGUAACACUGCAACAAGAUGGUGAUGAUCAUGGCAAACCUUUGGGUGUGGAAUAUAAUAUACGAGCCUACGUGGCCGACUCGGAAGACGAUCGUCAACACAAACGUAGCAUGGUCAGUUUGGUAAUUAAAAAAUUGCAAUAUGCUCCUCCUAAUCGUGGCCAACGAUUACCGAGUUCUUUGGUUAGCAAGGGUUUCACUUUUUCGAAUGGUAAAAUCACUUUGGAAGUGACAUUGGAUCGCGAAAUUUACUAUCAUGGUGAGAAAGUAGCCGCGACCGUGCAGAUAACCAAUAAUUCGAAGAAAUCGGUGAAGCUAAUCAAGUGUUAUAUUGUCCAACACACGGAAAUUACUAUGGUGAAUGCUCAAUUUAGUAAACAUGUAGCUCAAUUGGAAACCAAGGAAGGAUGUCCUAUAACACCAGGUGCCAACCUAUCGAAAACAUUCUAUUUAAUACCGUUGGCUGCCAACAAUAAAGAUCGUCAUGGUAUUGCUUUGGAUGGACAUUUGAAAGAUGAAGACGUUAACUUGGCUUCCUCGACUCUGGUUCAAGAGGGCAAGUCUACAGGCGAUGCGUGCGGUAUCGUAAUAUCAUAUUCGGUCCGUAUUAAACUAAAUUGUGGUACCUUGGGUGGUGAAAUGCAAACUGAUGUGCCCUUCAAAUUACUACAACCAGCUCCAGGUUCCGUGGAAAAGAAACGUUCGAAUGCCAUGAAGAAAAUGAAAUCAAUUGAACAGCAUCGCAACGUUAAAGGUUACUAUCAAGAUGAUGAUGACAAUAUUGUCUUUGAAGAUUUCGCUAAAAUGCGUAUGAAUAACGUCGAUAUGAUGGAUUAAGUUCCAAAACAUAUCAAUGCUAACAAUUACGGUUCCCAUUUAAAUAUAUCCUUUUUAAAAAUGCUUUUAAAAGCGGCUCGUGUAAGGAAAGGUACAGAUAUUGGACACGAUUUUCAUCUAUUGCGUAUUAUAAAUGCGUUAAUAAAAUAACUUUUAAAAUUUACAACACAAAAUGAA
Glossina fuscipes is the source of this 1477-nucleotide messenger RNA. RefSeq names its product phosrestin-1 (gene Arr2). Bases 95 to 1300 code for a protein of 401 amino acids. Gene Ontology annotation, biological process: signal transduction; G protein-coupled receptor internalization. Lineage: Eukaryota; Metazoa; Arthropoda; Insecta; Diptera; Glossinidae. Gene Ontology annotation, cellular component: cytoplasm. The transcript has 3 exons. The record is from RefSeq and is a predicted model, not a curated record. Gene Ontology annotation, molecular function: G protein-coupled receptor binding.